Engraulis encrasicolus (European anchovy) is the source of this 5590-nucleotide messenger RNA. Its product is annotated as FERM, ARHGEF and pleckstrin domain-containing protein 1-like. Bases 387 to 3545 code for a protein of 1052 amino acids. Gene Ontology annotation, cellular component: cytoskeleton. The transcript has 27 exons. The record is from RefSeq and is a predicted model, not a curated record. Gene Ontology annotation, molecular function: guanyl-nucleotide exchange factor activity; cytoskeletal protein binding. NCBI's taxonomy places the organism in Eukaryota, Metazoa, Chordata, Actinopteri, Clupeiformes, Engraulidae.
CGCGAUGUGGUUCGCGUAGCGGGGAACUGGUUUCACUUAUCUUAGCAGGGCUGUUCACUGCUGUACUCUACAUUGUUUAGAAAAUAUUGUGAGAUGGACAGACUAUUGGUGUAAGACUUCUGGCGCCCAGAAUAGGUGCCACGCGUCGCUAUGUCCUACUAGCCUACGGUGGACGUCAUCCCGAAGACUCCCAUUCACAAUACUCGCCAAGUUAUGCUACAGUAGCUCCCUGGAAGUCGGCGCUGCGUUUUCGGAACACGCAUAGCAAGCCGAUGAUGGUGCGAAUGUGAAUUCUACUCCAAUAUUUUCUUUUGCGUGCCACUCAUCUUGCGUUUUGUUCAAAGGGUUUCUCCCUGGGAGCGCAUUUUCGUCCCUGAGCAGGCACCAUGGUGGAGCCAGACGAGAGGCCGUCCAAUGCGGGCCAGCGGCUAGGGGCCCCUGAGAGCCUGGGCAUCAGCACCCUGGAGCCCGGCCAGCGGCCCCCAACCAUGCCACCCGGGCGCCAGGUCGCCGUGCGCGUCCAGAUGCUGGAUGACACCCAGGAGGUGUUUGAGAUCUCUCAACGGGCGACGGGGAAGUUCCUUCAUGAGCUGGUGUGUGCUCACCUGAACCUGGUGGAGGGCGAUUACUUUGGACUGGAGUACCAGGACCACCGCAAGAUGAUGGUGUGGCUGGAUCUUGUGAAGCCAGCACUCAAGCAGAUCAGAAGACCCAAAAACACUAUACUCAAAUUUGUAGUGAAGUUUUUCCCCCCGGAUCACACAAUGCUCUCCGAGGAACUUACCAGGUACUUGUUUGCACUGCAAAUAAAGCAUGACCUGGCCUGUGGGCGGCUGACUUGCAACGACACCAGCGCUGCUCUCCUCGUCUCCCAUAUUGUUCAGUCGGAGAUUGGUGACUUUGAUGAUGUUCAGAGUCGACAGCAUCUCCUCAACAACAAGUACAUUCCUGACCAGGAUGCCCUGACGGACAAGAUUAUCGACUACCACCGCAAGCAUGGCGGUCACACCCCGGCCGAGUCAGAUUUCCAGCUGCUGGAGAUCGCUCGGAGGCUGGAGAUGUACGGCGUGAGGCUCCACCCGGCCAAAGACCGAGAGGGGACCAAACUCAGCCUGGCUGUGGCACACACUGGCAUCCUGGUCUUCCAGGGACACACAAAAAUCAAUGCUUUUAACUGGUCAAAAGUGAGGAAGCUGAGCUUCAAGAGGAAGAGAUUUCUCAUCAAACUGCGACCAGACUUAAACCAGAGCAGCUGUCAGGAUACACUAGAGUUUAUGAUGGGCAGUCGCGAUUGCUGUAAGAUCUUCUGGAAGAUCUGUGUCGAGUACCAUGCCUUCUUCCGGCUGUUUGAGGAGCCCAAACCCAAGCCUAAAGCUGUGCUCUUCACCCGCGGCUCCUCCUUCAGGUUCAGUGGACGAACACAGAAGCAAGUGAUGGAUUAUGUAAAAGACUCUGAAUUCAAAAAGGUUCACUUUGAAAGAAAACACAGCCGGAUCCAGUCCAACCUUAGCCUGGCCUCGCCCAUGACAUCCCAUUUCAGCUCUGAGAUGCCAAAAGACAGGCCCAGAGCAAGCAGCCUUAACGCCGACCGGACAGACUCCCCCCUCAGGCACGGCCGUGGGCUCGAGUCGGCUCACGUGACGGUGGAGAACGCGUCCCUGCCGCCCCACCACCAGCUCAGCCCCGCCUCCGCCUCCGUCUCCGUCGCCGUCUCCCAACCCAACGGCCAUCACGAAGGUCUGCAGGACGAUGCGUCCUCACGAGCGCCUCCUCCACAGCAGCUGCUGAAGCAGUCCACAGAUCAGACGAGCACAGGUAGCCUGGGCCUGGGCCUGGGCGACUCCCCUGCUACGCCCAGAGGGGUGAUGGUGAACGGACAGAAGCAGCAGCAGACGCUGGGCCUGCUGAGCCACAGCCCUGACGGGCGGCAGCCCUCGCCUCUCACCAGCCCACUGCUCACCGACGCCGGAUUCAUCCGCACCGACGACGAGGACGAGGUUCGAAGGAAGAGGUUCCCCACUGACAAAGCGUACUUUAUUGCCAAAGAGCUGCUGACCACCGAGCGGACGUAUCUCAAGGACCUGGAGGUCAUCACUGUGGCACUCCACAAAUUUGUGUCAAAAGAAGAGGCCUUGCCAGACUCACUGAAGAAUGUAAUAUUUGCCAACUUUGAGCCCGUCUUCAAGUUUCACGAUGCCUUCCUCAAGGAGGUGGAACAACGGCUGCAACAGUGGGAAGGUCGUUCUAACGCCCACAUCAAAGGAGACUACCAGCGGGUGGGAGACAUCAUGCUAAGGAACAUCCAGGGCCUGAAGUUGAUGACGGGUCACCUCCAGAAGCACUCGGAGGCCCUGCUGGAGCUGGAGCGUACUUGUCGUGGCUCGCGGCGUCUGGAGGCCUUGUGUCGGGACUUCGAGCUGCAGAAGGCCUGCUACCUGCCCCUCAACAUCUUCUUCCUGCGGCCGCUACACCGCCUCAUGCACUACAAGCAGAUCCUGGAACGCCUCUGCAAACACUACCCGCCCACACACGACGACUUCAGGGACUCCAGAGCGGCUCUGGCGGACAUAUCGGAGAUGGUGGCCCAGCUCCAUGGCACCAUGAUCAAAAUGGAGAACUUCCAGAAGCUUCUGGAGCUGAAGAAAGACUUGAUCGGCAUCGACAAUCUUGUCCUUCCUGGCCGGGAGUUUAUCCGGUUGGGUUGCCUCAGCAAACUGUCCGGGAAAGGACUGCAACAGAGAAUGUUUUUCCUGUUCAAUGACGUCCUGCUCUACACCAGUCGGGGGAUGACGGCCUCCAAUCAAUUUAAAGUGCACGGUCAGCUACCACUCUACGGCAUGACGAUCAGAGAAAGUGAAGACGAGUGGGGGGUGCCAAACUCUUUCACCCUGUUUGGACAGCGCCACUCCGUGGUAGUGGCAGCCAGCUCUGCCUCUGAGAUGGAGAAGUGGAUGGAGGAUAUCAAGAUGGCUAUCGAACUGGCAGACAAGUGCAACGGUCCAUCCUCAGAAAUCCUCGGCAGCAGUCUAACGGACAGCAAAUCCCCAGACGAGGGCGGCGUGGAGCAGGAGUCUGAGGACGACCUGAGUGCCUCGCGCACCUCUCUGGAGCGGCAGGCUCCGCACCGGGGGAACACCACGGUCCACGUCUGCUGGCACCGCAACACCAGUGUCUCCAUGGUGGACUUUAGUGUUGCCGUGGAGAAUCAGCUGUCUGGGAAUCUCCUGAGGAAAUUCAAGAACAGCAAUGGCUGGCAGAAGCUCUGGGUGGUCUUCACCAACUUCAGCCUAUUCUUCUACAAGAGUCAUCAGGAUGACUACCCGCUGGCCAGUCUUCCUCUUCUCGGCUACUCGAUAACAAUUCCAUCGGAGUCUGAGAACAUCCACAAAGACUACGUGUUCAAGCUCCACUUCAAAUCGCACGUCUACUACUUCAGAUCCGAGAGCGAGUACACCUUUGAGAGGUGGAUGGAGGUGAUCCGCAGUGCCACCAGCUCCUCCUGUCAUGCGCGCCUCCACAGUCGGAAAGACCCCUAUCCGUACUGAAGAUGGACCCCAUCCAUACUGAGGAAAGACCAUUAUCCAUAUUGAAGAAGAGGACCCCUGUCCAUACUGGGGAAGGACCCUUAUGCAUACCGGGGGCCAGAGGCAGCCAUUGGGGGCGGAGGCAACCUCCCCUGCACCCCCCAUAUACACACACACACACACGGUCAUUAAUGUGUAUCUCCCCUGAUUCACCCAUAAUGACCCAUCUGACUGAAGGUAGUGAGGUCCGUUCUCUUCAGGCUGCUGCAAGAAGUACGGAUGAGACGGGCACGCUGAACCAUCUGUAGUGCUCUAGUCUAGUGCAAUGGCAGCCUUGCUACUCUGCUGUUCUGCAUCCGGCUCGACUGCACUGUCAGGUAGCCUAUGAAAUUAAAUGCAUAUCGCUUCAAGCAAGUUCACAUGAUGCACGUAUACAGUGCACACCAAUAAUGAGUACACCCCUUUUUAAAAAAAAGAAACACUUGUAACAAUAUUUCAGUAAACACACACGUUAUUUCCAGAAUGUGCAUAGAGUAAGUUACAACAUCCAUCAAACUUAUUACAGAAAAGAAAGUUCAAUUAUGCAAGUUAAAGGGGCACAAGGUAGGAUGGGGUCGUUUGCGCGGUGUCUGUGGCAUGCCUGUCUCAAAAUCUACACCAUAAUCAAAAAAUGCUGUUCAAAUGAACUCGAUGUGAGACUGUUUUUCAUCACAGAAUACCAGCAGUUGAUACGAAUCUGAAUACUGUAUGCAAAGAGAGUUUUCGUAUUAAUAGUGUUUCCCACGACACUCCUUCGGACCGCUCUGUCAAAAAGUUGCAUUUGGGGUUUUCUGACAGCGGCCGCGAGAGUCAUCAUUCCCCUUCUUUCUUAAAUCCUGUCCUUUCUUUCCAUGUGGUGUCAUGGCCAACAGCAGGAAAUGGGAAGGGGUUUACGGUACUCUACGAAAUAUUGUUUUAUAGCAAACUAUUUGAUAGAAAACUGUGUACUGAGUCCUUAAACUCUUCUGAGACUGAUUGAAUGCUUUUUCAACUGCUAAAAUGUAGCUUGUCUGUGAGACUUUCAUUGGGGUGUUCUCACUUUUGCAGCACUGUAAUUUAACAGGAAGGGAGAAAAAUUCAUUUAUUUAUGAUAUAUAAUUUCACUUAAAUGAUUUAAGCGUCAUGGCUGUAUGAAAUUAACUCUAUGCACAUUUUGAAAAUUACGGGUUUAUUGAAAUAUUGUUCAAAAUGUUCCCUUUCAAAAGGGGUGUACUCAUUACUGGUGUUCACUGUACGCGCCUCUUUUUACACUUUUUUUUCCUCUCUGCAUUUCACAUUUUUCACGUGGUGUCUAUGCAUAUCUGGACUUUGAGAAGUACCAUCACAUAUACGUGAUCAGAAUUUUGGCAAAAAAAAACAAAAAAGAAGCUCUCACUAUGAUGUCAUAAGGACUUUGCAGAAUUUUUAACACAGAGGUCUAUGGGAGCUGUAGAAUGUUCCAGUAAAAUUCUAGAACUGGGGAAAAAUCUUUACUCCUCGAAGGGUUAAAAAAAGUCUUUGGUUGUGGAUCAUCUGCAGGCAUGCAGCUGUCACAGAGGCUGUCAGGGGUUUAACCCCAUUUUUAUGGAAUCAAGUUUAUUUUAUAGGUCAUUUUAUACAAAUUUUAAUACGGACUGUGAACCACUUGUUUUCUGAAAUGUAACGCUGUAUGAUAUUUUUGUUUCUGCAAACAGUUCACAUGAACUCUUUUCUUUUGUUUUUGUGUUUUUGAAGGACAGUCACCACAUUGCCCUUUCGUCGCCAUUCCAGUGCCAAAUAUCUUUGUUUCUUUUUUUUCUUCUGAACGCUGUUGUUGCCUUUAUAUCAUUAUAAAAAUGUUGAUACGUUUACAAGGAACCAUUUUAGAAAAUAGUACUUCCUCUAUUGGAAUACACAAAGACAUAAAGACCUUAUCAAUUAUGGUUAAAGUGAUUAUAUGUGGAAGGAAAUGUAAGACGGGUCACUGUGUUCACAAUAAACACGGGACCUUGAUCACACUGGUCUCCUGUAGUGUUAAAUGAUUGUAAAAACAUGAUCAGGAUGCUGUA